Messenger RNA from Solea senegalensis (Senegalese sole), 3575 nucleotides. RefSeq names its product CDP-diacylglycerol synthase (phosphatidate cytidylyltransferase) 2 (gene cds2). Gene Ontology annotation, molecular function: phosphatidate cytidylyltransferase activity. Gene Ontology annotation, cellular component: endoplasmic reticulum membrane. The record is from RefSeq and is a predicted model, not a curated record. The coding region runs from base 170 to 1528 and encodes 452 amino acids. NCBI's taxonomy places the organism in Eukaryota, Metazoa, Chordata, Actinopteri, Pleuronectiformes, Soleidae. The transcript has 13 exons.
GCGUCGUUGGGUGACUUUGAUCUGGGGGUCUUCGAAGGAACAGUGUUGAAAACAAACCUAGCUGGUAUCUUAGCCGAGGAGCCGUUAGUCAGUUAUCCACAUCCACAUCAUCAUCAGAAGAGUGUGUGUCGGAGCCUCGGGACCUUCGCUGUUGUCGUUUACUGCAAACAUGACAGAGCUGAGGCACCGCGGAGCUACAGGCAGUGACCCAGCCUUACAACCGCCGUCUGAGGACAAGGGUUCAGACAGUGAGGCGAAAGUGGACAAAGAUGGAUUGUCGGACAGUGAGGCCAAGGUGGACUCGGGGGUCCCAGAGGUGCCCGUCCCUCCUGAUGACACCCCUGAGGUUCUAAACAAGGCCUUGUCUGGACUCUCCUCAAGAUGGAAGAACUGGUGGGUACGAGGAAUCCUCACACUGGCCAUGAUCUCCUUCUUUUUCUUCAUCAUCUACUUGGGCCCCAUGGUGCUUAUGAUGAUUGUCCUCUGUGUGCAGAUUAAGUGCUUCCAAGAAAUCAUUACCAUCGGCUACAGUGUUUACCACUCCUACCACCUUCCCUGGUUCAGGACGUUGAGCUGGUACUUCCUGCUGUGUGUCAACUACUUCUUCUAUGGCGAGACUGUGACAGAUUACUUCUUUACCCUGGUGCAAAGGGAGGAACCACUUCGUAUCCUAAGCAAAUACCACCGUUUCAUCUCCUUUGCCCUCUACCUCACAGGUUUCUGCAUGUUUGUGCUGAGUUUGGUGAAGAAACACUACCGUCUUCAGUUCUACAUGUUUGGAUGGACUCACGUGACUUUGCUGAUUGUGGUGACUCAGUCUCACCUCAUCAUUCAUAACCUGUUUGAGGGCAUGAUCUGGUUCAUCGUCCCCAUUUCCUGUGUGAUCUGUAAUGACAUCAUGGCCUACAUGUUUGGCUUCUUCUUUGGCCGCACUCCUCUGAUCAAGCUGUCGCCUAAGAAGACAUGGGAGGGAUUCAUUGGAGGAUUAUUCGCUACUAUUGUGUUUGGCAUCAUGCUCUCCUAUGUGAUGGCCGGCUAUCGCUACUUCGUGUGUCCUGUGGAGUUCAACAAUGACUCCAACAGUUUCCAGGUGGACUGUGAGCCCUCUGACCUUUUCCAGCUCCAAGACUACGCCCUGCCCAGUGUCCUGGAGUCUGUCACUGGAUGGACGACGGUGCGUCUCUACCCAUUCCAAAUCCACAGCAUUGCGCUCUCUUCCUUUGCCUCCAUCGUCGGUCCCUUUGGCGGCUUCUUUGCCAGCGGCUUCAAGAGAGCCUUCAAGAUCAAGGAUUUUGCCAACACUAUCCCGGGUCACGGUGGCAUCAUGGACAGGUUUGACUGCCAGUACCUCAUGGCCACAUUUGUUAAUGUCUACAUCGCGAGCUUCAUCAGGGGCCCCAACCCCAGCAAGGUCAUCCAGCAGCUGCUGGCCCUGCGUCCAGAUCAGCAGCUUCACAUAUUCAACUCCCUGAAGGCUCACCUCAUAGAAAAGGGCCUCCUGCCGGCGCUGGAGGAGGCCGCCGCCUAGAGGUCGCACCGCGCUCCUCACUCUGGAGACGAGACGGGAGCGGAGGGAGCGGCGCCCGCGGCUUCUGUGCUGCCCAAGAAAUGUGGGAGGUGCGCAGAGCUUUGUGUGUGAGGGAGAACACAUUGGACAGGGAAGAAAAAAAAAAAAAAACAUCAACAAAGAAAGAAAGCCACAGCAUUGGGUCAUUCCAUUUCAUGCGUGUGUUUGUGUUCAUACAGUUUGUGACACCAGUACUUUCAGGUCACGUCCGUCACAUUUCCACUCUCACACCGCCUUGUAUCUUCUCAUCGUGUUGAACAAACUCUCACUCUGCUGUAAACAGAUCAUCCUCUAUAUACCUGGUUAAUGUGUGUUCAUGUUUUACUGUACUUUUUAUUUUAAUGCACUGCCCACAACCCUGUUACUCCUCACUGUACCGUGACUCCAGCUCCACCCUUCCCCCCCAAAAAAAAUAACUUUUAAUUUUCUUUAUUGUGAUUGUUUCUAUUUAUAUAUAUAUAUAUAUAUAUAUGGAUGUUUUUAUAUUUGCUAUGUUCUAUUAUUAUAUAUUAAGGUUGUGUGUCCGAAUCCACUUUCAUGUCUAGCAGGUGCAUUUCCCUGUGUGUGUGUGUGUAACCUGUGUUUGCUGCCAUUCAACUUUGCAAAUCCUCUCACACUCGUGGCCAAACCGUUGUCAUUCUCAUUCUCAUGCAGAGAUAUGAGAUGAACAACUCAAUUACACUGAGGUAUUUCAUUGUAACUGACACACACACACACACGCACACACAUGUCAGUGUUGUGUUACAGUACAUAGACAUGUAGCAUUGCUCCAUGAAAACAGGUCUUUUAUCAUCACAUCCACCAAAAACGUUACACUUUGGCUGUGAUUCUGUGUUAUUUUUUUGAAGCGGCCGAGUUUAAAAACUACAUUUUGAUGACAUUUUCUGUGGAUUUAGGUUUCGACCCAAGAAAGAAAUGGUGACAAUUACUAAGUCAAAAGAAUUGUUAAAGCAAUACUUCACCUAUUAGCAUUUAGCUUUGUAUUACUAGAAUAGGGCUAGUAUUUUUGAAAAAUUGUGUUUCCCCUGAGCCUUGAAACCCCAAUGCUAAUUCCGCACUUUUUAGACCCACUCGUAGGGGGGCGGGACCCCAUUCCCAGAAUGUAAACAGUGUCCGCCAUCUUUGCUAACAGCUACGCUAACAGGUGUCACUGGUGGCCACGUAACAAAGAAAAGAAGGAAGAUAUUUCUCGACUCAGGGGAAACUGAGGUUGGGAAGCACAAUGUUUCAAAAAUACUAGCCCUAUUCUAGUAAUACAAAGCUAAAUGCAAAUCGGUGAAGUAUUCCGUUAACCUUGAGAAAUCUGGGUUUUCUCAGCAUUUUUUGAUCAUUAACUUUAUAAAAAUAGCAGUCGUAGUUUAGGUUUCGGUUACUGUGUAUUUGGUUGAAUCUGGUUUUAAUCCAUAAAGAUUCUGUGGGAAACUGAGUUUGUGCUAACAGUCAUUUCAUGAUUCAUGACGAUUUUUACUGUUUUGUUUUAUUUUGAUUUUUUCUCUGUGAUCUGUGACCUGGAGCUGUUAAAGGUAAAGGACACAUGUUCACGUUACAUUUUUAAGUUAAAGGAAGUGAAAGAUGCCAUUGCGUUGCAUUAUGGGAAGUGUAGUUUAGAAUAAACGUCAGGUUAUCUCAGCAUCUGCUUCAAUUUAAAUGAUUAGUUUAAUCCGUCGCUUGCAAGUCUACCAGCUUUUACUGAAGUGACAGAAUACUCUUUUAAAAUGGCAAUUUGUAACAAACAGGACUUUAAUUAUCAUUUUUGAGCAAUUAUAAACUUAGACAAACAUACUGCUUAUUGGUACUAUAGGGCGGAGUUUUUUCUUACACAUAGGGUUAGUAAGUUUUUGAGUUAAUGUUCAGUCCAACGUUCACAGUAAAAGGUUUAAACAGAUGAGACCUAUUUCCAACGUGCACAAAGUACAUUUUAAAUUUGUGGUCUUUGUGAUUUUCUAAUUGCAUUGUUUGAAACUGCAAUUUCCAUUAAACAAAAAAAACAAUUAAACAUUCAAACCUA